UUUUCUACCUCUCUCUAUCUCUCUCUCCUCUUUCAGCCUUUCUUCCCUUUCCAAAGCUCCUAAAAUAAUCCCCUUCUCUCUCUCUCUCUCUCUCUUUGUCUCUCUCUUCCUCUGUAAAGCUCGAGGUUGAAUAUCAUAGAGCGAAGUUUUGGGAGAAGGAAAAGCAGAAAGCUAAGAAUCGCCAUCUCUCCAUCUCUCUCUUCUCUUUCUUUUCGCCUAAAAAGAAGGGAUUUUGAUAUUAUCUUGGGCCCUGCCACUCACUUCUCUGUUUCUUCUCCUACUGUGCUCACAAAGCUGCUUCUACAGCAGCACCUUACUGUUUCCUCUUUAGAGAGAAAUCUUCUGGUCUCAUUCACCGCUCUUGUUUCUUUCACGUUUUUUCUUUUGUUUCUUCGUCCUUCCACUCUUUCAUGAAAGCUAUUUGACGAUUGUUUUUGUUAACAAUGGCUGAGAAAUCUGGACGCAGAGCUCCAUUUGAUAGAGGAGUUGAGCAGGCUAUUGUUGCUCUGAAAAAGGGUGCCCAUCUUCUGAGAUGUGGAAGAAGAGGAAAGCCCAAGUUCUGCCCUUUCAGACUCUCUACUGAUGAGAAGUCUCUGAUUUGGUAUUCUGGUGAAAAGGAAAAAUGCUUGAAGCUAAGUUCUGUGUCAAAGAUCAAUUUUGGACAGAAAACUGCUAAUUUUCGUAGGCACCUGCAACCAGAAAAAGAGUCUCAAUCCUUCUCACUUCUUUACCAAAAUGGAGAAAGAUCGCUAGAUUUGAUUUGCAAAGAUAAGGAGCAGGCUGAGUGCUGGCUAUUAGGCUUGACAGCAUUGUUGCCCAUUUAUAAUCAUCCUAGACCUCUGGCUUUCCUGCCAACCGGGCGAUCGGCACACAGUUGCCUGAACAGUCCAGUUAGCCAUUUAUCAGCAAAGUAUACUUUAAAAGUCGUUCAUGAUUCCUCUGGAAUCCCACAGGUCUGCAGUGUAUAUGGAAGCCCGCCAAGGAAACUAUUAGAGAGAUAUGUUUCAGAUAACUUCUUAGAUACAUCUGAUUUAUUUUAUUCAUUAAGGAAGAGGACCUUAUCAGAUGUGCAGGACUUGAUGGAUGAAAAGCUUCCUUUUUUAACUCAUAAAAGUACAAAAGAUAGUUAUCAAAUGAAGGAACAUAUAAUGAGUUCUAGUACUAAAACAAGUCCACCUGAUAAGGGUGAUUGUUUAAAGGAUGUUUUCAUGUGGGGUGAAGGAGUUGGAGUGUUUUUUGGUGAAAAGUCAAAUGCUUUUGAGACCAAUGGCAUCAAGGUUGAUGUUUUGCUGCCCAAAUUGUUGGAAUCCACACGAGUUUUCGAUUUGCAGAGCAUUUCUUGUGGAGAAAAGCAUGUUGGAUUUGUCACCAAAGAAGGAGAGGUCUUUUGUUGGGGCGAAGGAAAUGGCGGAAAAUUAGGACAUAAGGUCAAUUUGGAUGUGACACAUCCCAAAAUUGUUGAAUCAUUAAGCGGCAUUUUUGUACAAACAAUAGCUUGCGGUUCUAAGCAAACUUGUGCGGUUACGCGGUCUGGUGAACUAUAUGUAUGGGGUAAUAGUUGUGUUUGUGAAGGGGGUAAUAGAAGCCAUUGGAUACCUUAUCGACUAUCGAAUUGUCUCAUUGGUAUUAAGAUACUGAAAGUUGCAUGUGGAGAGUGGCAUACCGCCAUUGUUUCAAGUUUUGGCCAGUUAUUCACAUAUGGAGAAGGAACAUUUGGAGCACUUGGUCAUGGAAAUCAACAUAGCUCCUCUCAGCCAAAAGAAGUCGAAUUUCUUAAAAAUUUGCGAGUCAAAUCAGUUGCUUGUGGACCAUGGCACACCGCCGCCAUUGUUGAGGUCAUGGUUAGCCGAUUCAAGAGCAAUACAUCGAGUGGAAAGCUGUUUACUUGGGGAGAUAGUGAUAAAGGGAGACUUGGUCAUGCUGAUAAAGAAAGAAAACUUGUUCCAACUUGUAUUGCUUCACUUGUGGACUGUGACUUUGUUCAAGUUUCUUGUGGUAGAACACUAACAGUUGCAUUAACCGUCACCGGCUUAGUAAUUACCAUGGGAAGUGCCAUGAACGGGCAGUUGGGCAAUCCUCGAGCUGAAGAUACAACAAUCGCGACAGUUGAAGGAUUUCUUAAGAAUGAGUUUGUUAAGGAUCUUUCAUCUGGUUCAUCUCAUGUGGCCGUUUUGACAACAAAAGGAAAUGUUUACACUUGGGGUAAGGGGGACAAUGGAAGGCUUGGAUUAGGUGAUACUAAAGAUAGAGACUCCCCAGCUUUAGUAGAAGCAUUGCAAGAUAGAAACGUUCAAAAUGUAGUGUGUGGAUUCAAUUUCACUGCUGCGGUUUGUUUGCACAAAUCUCUCUCAAGCAAAGAUCAGCUAUUGUGCACUGGCUGUCGAAUGGCUUUUGGUUUUACUCGAAAGAAGCACAAUUGCUAUCAUUGUGGAUCAGUAUUCUGCCAUUCAUGCAGUAGUAAGAAAGCUUUGAAUGCUUCUUUGGCGCCAAAUAAAACUCGGAGAUUUCGUGUUUGUGAUCUGUGUUAUACUCGACUUGAAAAGCUUGCAUCUUCCAGAAUGAUCAAUGAAGCAGCCAGUCCAAGGCAGUUUUCGAUGAUAGGGAAGGGACUUUCUGAUUUGAGAUUAAACAGAGAGGAGUCACUAUCUUUUCUUCCAAAAAUAUUCACUCCAAAAUCAACUGUUCAUGACGAAUCAAUGUUUCUUGAUGGAAAGAGUAUAUCAACGCAAAGUGCUGACCAGCAAAAUAAAGAUCAAUUCUUGUCUGGUGGAGCUCAAAGAUGGGGGCAAGUGCCGUGCCCGCCUCGAUUCAAGAAGGGCGUGAGAAACGAGUUUGUGAUGUUUAAAUCGAAAUCCAAAGAACAAGUUUCAAAUUAUGCAAAUAUUAAUACUCGAAAUCGUUCAAAAUCUAUGCUUCCUAAAGCUACCAGCUUAAAACAAGAUUUGACAGUAAUAGACAAGUUUCUUGCAGAAGAAUUGCAACAGCUGCAAGAGAAGGCUAUAUCACUAACACAACAAUGCCAAAGUAAAAGUUUGAAACUUCAGCAGUAUAAACGCAGAAUUGAAGAAACCUGUUUGGUAGCAAGUGAAGAAGCUGCAAAAUGCAAAGCCGCGAAGAAUCUUAUCAAAGUUCUACGAACACAGGUGAAUGUGCUAUCGGAGAAAAUUAUUAUAGCAGAAGGGCCAGAGAAAGAAACAAGAUCCGUAGUUGAUGAUAAAUUGACGGGGACUCUCAGUAGUAAAAACUCCAAUCCAGAAGUUAAAAAGGUGACGAGUGAAAGCACUCAAGUUCCAAACAAUGGGAUAAGUACAGAUUACAAUGCACAUUCAGCAGUGUCAGAAGCAAGAAAAUGUUCUUCAAAUUCUUCAAAAGAUGAAUGGGUGGAACAUUAUGGGCAGGGAGUCUACAUUUCAUUUGCCAUUUUACCAAAUGGACAGAAAGGUCUAAAACGUGUAAGAUUCAGUCGAAAGAGAUUCAACGAGAAGGAAGCAGAGAAGUGGUGGGAAGAGAACCGUUGCAGAAUAUUUGAAAAAUACGGCAUUGAGCCAAUUGAUACCACAUUCACAAGAAAGAUGACAAGCGACGCAUCUAUCAAAUGUGAUGAAAAUCUUUCAUCCUCUAAAGCAUAGAACAUAGAGAAGAGAAUAUUGCUGGUAAGUUUGUGAAGAUCAAUUUUGAAAUUACAGCUAAGGAAAAUUAUGAUUAGUGAGAAGAAAUGAAUGGAGCUGGAUCAGGCGGCUUUGGUGAAAGCUUGAGGUGAGGUUGUUGAUCAUUACAGUUUUCUGUUUUGACCAUAGUUCUAUUCAUCUCUAGAAAGUUUGAUAAGGAUGAGCUCUGGCUUUUCUUCUUCUUCUUCUUCUUCUUUUUUGUGUAUAUAUUGCUUCAAGGCCAUUUACCAGAGCUUUAAUGUUGCAAGUGGCCUGACCUGUCUGCAACUGUACAGUAUAUAGAUUUAUAAAGCUUCCAUUAAAACA
Messenger RNA from Dendrobium catenatum, 3974 nucleotides. RefSeq names its product PH, RCC1 and FYVE domains-containing protein 1. The record is from RefSeq and is a predicted model, not a curated record. Gene Ontology annotation, molecular function: metal ion binding. The coding region runs from base 444 to 3629 and encodes 1061 amino acids. NCBI's taxonomy places the organism in Eukaryota, Viridiplantae, Streptophyta, Magnoliopsida, Asparagales, Orchidaceae. The transcript is spliced from 9 exons.